Triticum turgidum subsp. durum (durum wheat) is the source of this 732-nucleotide messenger RNA. The record is from the annotation of a GenBank genome assembly. NCBI's taxonomy places the organism in Eukaryota, Viridiplantae, Streptophyta, Magnoliopsida, Poales, Poaceae.
AUGCUGCUCAAUCUUAGUUUGGGAUCAACCGCAAUGGCAUCAUCUUCGGACCCAUGGAUGAAAGAGUACACUGAAGCAUCUAAGCUUGUUGACGAUAUAAGUUCCAUGAUUGCCGAUAGAAGUUCUCUUCCACAAUCAGGCCCUGAAAUUAUGCGCCACACAUCAGCCAUUCGGAGAAAAAUAACUAUUCUUGGGACUAGACUGGAUAGCUUGGUGACAUUGUUGUCCAGGAUUCCGCCAAAGUCACUCACUGACAAGGAGAUGCAUAAGCGCCAAGAUGCACUUUCCAACUUGAAAUCUAAAGCAAAACAGAUGGGGACAAGUUUCAACGUGUCAAACUUUGCCAACAGGGAGGAUUUGCUUGGUCAGAGUAAGAAAGCAGCUGAUGAUAUGAGCAGAGUUGCUGGGUUAGACAACCAAGGGAUUGUUGGCCUCCAGAGGCAAGUUAUGAGAGAACAAGAUGAGGGUCUCGAAAGGCUGGAGGAGACAGUCCUGAGCACAAAACAUAUUGCAUUAGCAGUCAAUGAAGAACUUACUCUGCAUACAAGAUUGAUUGAUGACUUGGAAGAUCACGUCGACGUUACAAACUCCCGUCUUCAGCGUGUGCAAAAGAGGCUUGCAAUUCUGAACAAGCGCGCCAAAGGUGGCUGCUCAUGCAUGUGCCUAAUGCUCUCUGUUGCUGCCAUAGUGCUGCUCGCGGUUAUCGUUUGGCUUCUCAUCAAGUACCUGUAA